UGGGAGUUCACCUGUGCUGGGAUUGGCUUGGGUAAUGAGGACAAGGAGUGGAAAAAUCUGCGACAGCUAUAUAUGCCUGAUCAUACGGAUGCUCGCGAGUUUUGGUUGGAUUUUUAUGCCCUUUCCAAGUAUCCCAAUCGGAAUGAAAGAGGAAUGGAACUGCUG
This is a messenger RNA of Aspergillus ochraceoroseus IBT 24754, 165 nucleotides long. RefSeq lists its product as uncharacterized. The record is from RefSeq and is a predicted model, not a curated record. The transcript has a single exon. Lineage: Eukaryota; Fungi; Ascomycota; Eurotiomycetes; Eurotiales; Aspergillaceae. The annotation marks the transcript as partial.